AUGGGAAUUGAGAGGACCUUGGCUGAUAGAAAAGGCAGAGACUUUUGUGAAUUGCCAAGAGAAACGACUACAAGCAGCAAGUCAAGGAAGAACCGCCGGCGUCAGAAGAAGAUGCCGCCGCCGCUGGUUCAGAAGCUCUACGAUACUUGCAAAGAUGUCUUUGCCUCUGCUGCUAUAGGGUUUGUCCCUCCCAUUCAAGACAUUGAGAAGCUUCGCUCUGUUCUAGAUGGAAUAAAACCAGAAGAUGUUGGCUUGAAACCUGAUAUGCCAUAUUUUCGGACAAACGCAGGUCAAAGAAUGCCAAGAAUUACAUAUCUUCACAUUUAUGAGUGUGAAAAAUUCUCGAUGGGAAUAUUUUGUUUGCCACCUUCUGGGGUUAUUCCUCUUCAUAAUCACCCUGGAAUGACGGUUUUUAGUAAGCUUCUUUUUGGAACUAUGCACAUCAAAUCAUAUGAUUGGGUCGUUGACUUGCCUCCUGAAUCUUCUACCAUUGUCAAACCGUCAGAAAGCCAGACUCCUGAGAUGCGGUUAGCCAAAGUUAAGGUUGAUGCUGAUUUUACUGCACCUUGCAACCCCUCUAUCCUUUAUCCCGAGGAUGGGGGAAACAUGCAUUGUUUCACAGCAGUGACAGCGUGCGCAGUUCUAGAUGUGCUUGGUCCUCCAUAUUCCGAUGCUGAGGGCAGACACUGCACAUACUACCUUAAUUACCUCUUUUCCAACUUUUCAGUGGAUGGAAUUUCCAUACCAGAAGAGGAAAGGAAUGCAUAUGAAUGGCUUCAAGAGAGGGAGCAACUUGAAGACUUAAAAGUAGGAGGAGGAAAGUACAGCGGUCCACAGAUUGUGGAGAGUUAAAUCUUAUCCUGUGACCCAUAUACUCCAUCUAUUGUUGCUGUCAAAUAUCCCUACAGAAAUUUUUUCUAUCAAUCUUGAAGAUUUGAUGCCGCCAAUGCUGUCCAAUAGGGAAACGAUGCAUCUGUGUUCUUUUACUUCUUUUCUUUUUGUUAAUUUUUUUUUUUUUUUUGUUAAUGUUUUUUUUUCUUUCUUUAUGGAACAUGAGGCACUUUUCACUUGGUACUAUUUUUCUGUCUAUAGUUCUGUUGUACAUACCAAGAAACA
Messenger RNA from Gastrolobium bilobum, 1116 nucleotides. RefSeq names its product plant cysteine oxidase 2-like. Lineage: Eukaryota; Viridiplantae; Streptophyta; Magnoliopsida; Fabales; Fabaceae. Bases 1 to 852 code for a protein of 283 amino acids. The transcript is spliced from 5 exons. Gene Ontology annotation, molecular function: oxidoreductase activity, acting on single donors with incorporation of molecular oxygen, incorporation of two atoms of oxygen. The record is from RefSeq and is a predicted model, not a curated record.